Aspergillus aculeatus ATCC 16872 is the source of this 931-nucleotide messenger RNA. RefSeq lists its product as uncharacterized. The record is from RefSeq and is a predicted model, not a curated record. Lineage: Eukaryota; Fungi; Ascomycota; Eurotiomycetes; Eurotiales; Aspergillaceae. Gene Ontology annotation, molecular function: oxidoreductase activity, acting on paired donors, with incorporation or reduction of molecular oxygen; heme binding; monooxygenase activity. The coding region runs from base 148 to 756 and encodes 202 amino acids. The transcript has 6 exons.
UAGGUUUUGGAAUCUCGCCUCCAACGACUCUUGGCGGAUGAUACCAAGACCACCAAAGAGCCCAGGGAGGAUUCGGCCCCAUUUCUCGCAGCAUUGACCACGCAACGGGGUGAUCGUCGGGGGCCGCUGCGUAGCACCUCGUCCCUCAUGUCGGACGUCUUCACAGUGAUGUUCACCGGUGUUUAUACGGUGGCAACUACUCUCACUGCGGCGACCUACUACCUCAUGCGAGAUGAAAAUUUCCUAAGGAAACUCCAGCAGGAGUUAGCGAUGGCGUGGCCAGAUGCUACACAGCCGUGUCCGUCGGCGACUGUCUUGGAGAAGCUGCCGUAUCUGAGCGCCGUGAUCAAGGAAACCCUCCGCCUCACAGCAGGAGUGAACUCGCCGAUACCUCGCAUAACACCCGAAACCGGAAUGACGAUUGCAGGGACUUACGUUCCUGGCGGGGUGCAAGUAUCGAGCAGCUCUUACAUUAUUCAUCAUGAUCGACGUGUCUUCCGGAAUCCGUGCCAGUUCGAUUCCAGUCGCUGGGUUGUCGGAGGCAAGGAGAUGCAGAAGUUCGAACUCAGUUUCUCGAUCGGUCCGCGACAGUGUCCGGCCAUGAGCUGGAGCAUGAACGCGCUGCUGGUGUCACUAGCACAUGUCAUGAGGAGUUUUGAGUUUGACUAUGAGGACCAAGGCGACCUGCGCUAUAAGGAUUAUUUUGUACCAAUCAUCGAUGGGCCGAAUCUUCGAGGUCGGGUCAGGCGAAGGUAGUACUCGUUGGUCCGAACUAGUAUGGCUGGAAGGAGCUGCAGCUGGAGGCUUGGGCGAGAUCGAGAUGCGCUGACCCACACCUUCGUCCUGCACGGCGAAUACGAUUCAUCUCGCGGGGUCGAGAAGCAAUGCUUAGGGUGAGAGAUAGAGAAGAACAUAUAUAAAUUAUACGGAC